UUGAUGAGUUUUCGAGAUCACAUGGACAGAGAGGAACAAGAAGUUGCAGACCUCAUGGGAACAAACAAGAAUAUUUUUUAGACGACCACGAAAAUAGCUUUGUGGUUUUUGCUUUUAGGGAUUUUGAGGAUCGUAAGUUCGAUUAUGAAGUGAAUACUGUUCAGUUGGAGGUAGAAGAAGCAGAAAUUGAUAUCUAAGUUUGGGGGUUUAUGUAAGGAUGAAGGCGGGGAGUGCGGCGAAGCUUAUUGUUGAUGCCCUGCUGCAACGGUUCCUUCCACUUGCGAGGCGUCGAAUUGAAACAGCACAAGCACAGGAUGGACAAUACCUUAGGCCAUCAGACCCUGCCUACGAGCAAGUAUUGGAUUCCUUAGCUAUGGUGGCACGACACACACCUGUACCUCUUCUUGAAGCACUUCUUCGAUGGAGAGAAACGUGGGCCUCUAAAUUUGAAUCCCCAAAAGGUGCAAAUGAUGCAUCUACAUUCCAGAGAAAGCUUGCAGUGGAGUGCAUUUUUUGCUCAGCAUGUAUUCGCUUUGUGGAGUGUUGUCCACAAGAAGGACUUACAGAAAAACUCUGGAUUGGACUGGAAAACUUUGUGUUCGACUGGCUGAUAAAUGCUGACAGGGUUGUUAGUCAGGUUGAAUAUCCUUCAUUGGUCGAUUUGCGUGGGCUUCUUCUAGACCUAGUUGCACAACUUCUGGGUGCUCUAUCACGUAUCAGGUUUAGUUCUGUAACCGAGCGCUUUUUCAUGGAACUGAAUACUCGUCGGAUUGAUACCAGUGGUGCUCGAAGUGAAACACUUAGUAUCAUUAAUGGAAUGCGCUACCUAAAGCUUGGGGUCAAAACAGAGGGGGGUCUAAACAGCUCAGCUUCCUUUGUGGCAAAAGCCAAUCCUCUUAAUCGCGCGCCUCAUAAACGAAAGAGUGAACUUCAUCAUGCACUUUGCAAUAUGCUGUCAAACAUUUUAGCACCGCUUGCGGAUGGUGGUAAAGGUAACUGGCCGCCUCCUGGUGUAGAACCCGCACUUAGCCUCUGGUAUGAAGCUGUUGCACGAAUGCGAGUGCAACUCAUGCAUUGGACAGACAAACAGAGCAAGCAUAUAGCUGUUGCUUAUCCUUUGGUGACUUUGCUUCUCUGUCUUGGUGAUCCUGUCGUUUUUCUCAAUAACUUUGGUCCUCAUAUGGAGCAACUGUACAAGCAUCUCAGGGACAAGAACAACCGGUUCAUGGCUCUGGACUGUCUUCAUCGUGUUUUAAGAUUUUAUUUAAGUGUUCACGGGAACUCCCAACCACCAAAUCGUGUAUGGGAUUACUUGGACAGCGUGACAGCACAGCUUCUGACAAUUCUCAGGAAAGGGAUGCUUACACAAGAUGUACAACAUGAUAAAGUUGUCGAGUUCUGUGUUACUAUAGCGGAACAUAACCUCGAUUUUUCUAUGAACCAUGUGAUCUUGGAAUUGUUGAAACAAGAUAGCCCAAGUGAAGCAAAGGUUAUUGGCCUUCGUGCAUUACUUGCCAUUGCAAUGUCUCCAACAAGCCAACAUGUUGGCUUGGAAAUCCUUCAUGCUCAUGACAUAGGCCAUUAUGUUCCAAAAGUGAAGGCUGCAAUUGAGUCUAUUUUGAGGUCAUGCAAUCGUGCUUAUAGUCAGGCUCUUCUCACUUCUUCAAAGACGACUAUAGAUGCUGUUACCAAGGAAAAAUCACAAGGAUAUCUCUUUCGCUCGGUUCUGAAGUGCAUACCUUACCUGAUUGAAGAAGUUGGCCGGACAGAUAAAAUCACUGAGAUAAUACCGCAGCAUGGAAUAAGUAUCGAUCCUGGUGUUCGUGAGGAAGCGGUACAAGUACUGAAUCGGAUUGUGAGAUAUCUUCCCCAUCGUCGCUUUGCAGUUAUGAGAGGUAUGGCAAACUUCAUCCUACGGUUGCCAGAUGAAUUUCCUCUUCUCAUUCAAACAUCACUUGGACGUCUUUUGGAACUCCUGCGUUUCUGGAGAGCUUGUCUCUCGGAUGAUAACGUUGAAAAUGAUGCUUUGGAUGCAAAGCAUGUGCAGAAAAAACAAGGAUUUAAGAGAUCUUCGUUCCAUCCUGGAGAACCUAUAGAAUAUCGUGCUUCGGAGAUUGAUGCAGUUGGCCUUAUUUUUCUUAGUUCUGCUGAUAGUCAGAUCAGGCACACAGCAUUGGAGUUACUUCGCUGUGUUCGUGCUCUACGGAAUGAUAUUCGAAACCUAUCGUUAUAUGAAAGAUCAGAUCUCCUAAAAGAUGAAGCCGAACCCAUAUUUGUAAUCGAUGUUUUAGAAGAGAACGGGGAUGACAUUGUUCAAAGCUGCUAUUGGGAUUCUGGCCGUCCUUUUGAUCUUAGACGAGAAUCUGAUGUAGUACCUCCUGAUGCAACACUACAAUCUAUUCUUUUUGAAAGCCCGGAUAAGAACAGAUGGGCUCGUUGUCUUAGUGAGCUUGUCAAGUAUGGUGCAGUGCUAUGCCCGCAGUCUGUUCAGGAAGCAAAGUCUGAGGUUAUUCAGCGUCUUGCACACAUCACACCUGUUGAAUUGGGGGGAAGGGCUCAUCAGUUUCAGGAAGCAGACAGCAAACUCGAUCAGUGGCUCAUGUAUGCUAUGUUUGCUUGUUCAUGUCCACCUGGAAGAGAAGGAGCUAGUGCAGCAACAACACGAGACCUCUUCCAUCUUAUCUUUCCUUCGCUAAAAUCUGGUUCUGAAGCACAUGUACAUGCGGCAACUAUGGCUCUUGGGCACUCACAUUUGGAAGUGUGUGAAAUAAUGUUCAGCGAGCUUGCAUCUUUUAUGGACGAAAUUUCUUUGGAAACAGACGGAAAACCAAAAUGGAAGAGUCAAAAACUUCGCCGUGAAGAACUCCGAAUCCGCAUUGCAAACAUAUAUAGAACUGUUGCCGAGAACAUUUGGCCUGGCAUGCUAGGCCGUAAGCCGGUUUUCCGCCUCCACUAUUUGAAGUAUAUUGAUGAAACAACCAGAUUAAUCUCGAGUUCACCUCUUGAGAACUUCCAAGAAAUGCAACCUCUUCGUUAUUCACUUGCAUGUGUACUAAGAUCACUGGCCCCCGAGUUUGUGGAGUCUAAAUCAGAGAAAUUUGAUCCUAAAACCAGAAAACGGUUGUUUGAUCUUCUUCUUUCAUGGUGUGAUGAUUCUGGUAGCACAUGGAGCCAGGAUAGUGCAAGCGAUUAUCGACGUGAAGUUGAACGUUACAAGUCUAGUCAGCAUUCUCGAUCGAAAGACUCCAUAGACAGAAUUUCGUUCGAUAAAGAAGUUACUGAACAAGUUGAGGCCAUUCAAUGGGCUUCCAUGAAUGCUAUGGCUUCUUUGUUAUAUGGGCCUUGUUUUGAUGAUAAUGCACGAAAAAUGAGCGGCCGUGUUAUAUCUUGGAUCAAUAGUCUCUUCAUCGAGCCUGCACCGAGGGCCCCGUUCGGUUAUUCACCGGUUGACCCACGAACUCCAUCGUAUACUAAAUACACAGGAGAAGGCGGUCGAGGAGCUACUGGACGUGAUAGGAACAGAGGUGGUCACCUUCGCGUUUCCCUUGCUAAAAUGGCGUUAAAGAAUCUUCUUCUUACCAAUUUAGAUUUGUUCCCUGCUUGCAUCGAUCAGUGCUACUAUUCUGAUGCCGCCAUAGCUGAUGGCUACUUCAGUGUUUUGGCCGAAGUCUACAUGCGCCAAGAGAUACCCAAAUGCGAAAUUCAGCGACUUCUGAGUCUCAUCCUUUACAAAGUGGUCGACCCAUCUAGACAGAUUCGUGAUGAUGCCCUACAGAUGCUCGAGACACUAUCAGUCCGUGAAUGGGCUGAAGAUAAAAUCGAGGGCUCAGGAAGUUAUCGGGCUGCAGUCGUUGGAAAUCUUCCCGAUUCUUACCAACAAUUUCAGUACAAACUGUCGUGCAAACUUGCCAAAGAUCAUCCCGAGCUCAGCCAGCUUCUUUGUGAAGAAAUCAUGCAGCGGCAAUUGGAUGCGGUCGAUAUAAUCGCUCAACAUCAGGUUUUAACAUGCAUGGCUCCGUGGAUCGAAAACCUCAACUUCUGGAAACUUAAAGAUUCAGGAUGGAGUGAAAGGUUAUUGAAAAGCUUGUAUUAUGUGACAUGGAGGCAUGGUGAUCAGUUUCCGGAUGAAAUCGAGAAGCUUUGGAGUACGAUUGCCAGUAAGCCCCGAAAUAUACGGCCGGUUUUGGAUUUUUUGAUCACGAAAGGAAUAGAAGAUUGUGAUUCGAAUGCCUCGGCUGAAAUAAGUGGCGCGUUUGCUACGUAUUUCUCGGUUGCUAAACGAGUGAGCUUAUAUCUAGCUCGGAUAUGUCCACAGGGCACCAUAGACCACUUGGUUUAUCAGUUGGCUCAACGUAUGCUUGAGGAUAGCUUGGAACCACUCAGACCAACGGCUAACAAGGGUGAACCAAACGGAAAUUAUGUUUUGGAGUUUUCUCAGAGUUCAGCCGUGGCUCAAAUUGCCGCGGUUUUGGAUAACCAGCCUCAUAUGUCACCGUUACUGGUUCGAGGGUCUCUUGAUGGUCCAUUACGGAAUACUAGCGGAAGCUUAAGCUGGAGAACAGCAGCUGUCGGUGGCCGGAGUGCGUCGGGUCCGUUGACUCCAAUGGCUCCUGAGAUGAACGUGGUUCCUGUAACCGCUGGGCGGUCGGGUCAACUCAUUCCGGCUUUAGUCAACAUGUCGGGGCCUUUGAUGGGGGUCCGAAGUUCAACGGGAAGUAUGAGAAGCCGUCAUGUUUCUCGAGAUAGUGGGGAUUAUCUCAUCGAAACUCCAAAUUCCGAAAUCGAUGGUUUGCAUCCGGCUAGCGGAACUCACGGUGUCAAUGCUAAAGAACUUCAUUCAGCCUUACAAGGUCAUCAGCAGCAUUCGUUAACCCAUGCUGAUAUCGCAUUAAUUUUGCUAGCGGAAAUUGCUUAUGAGAACGAUGAAGAUUUCCGGGAGCAUUUACCAUUACUUUUUCACGUCACAUUUGUCUCGAUGGAUAGCUCGGAAGAUAUUGUGUUGGAACACUGCCAGCAUUUGCUCGUUAAUUUGCUGUAUUCGCUUGCCGGCCGUCAUUUGGAGCUUUACGAUGUUGAAAAUAGUGAUGGUGAGAACAAGCAGCAGGUCGUGAGUUUGAUUAAAUACGUUCAAUCGAAACGGGGGAGCAUGAUGUGGGAAAAUGAGGACCCGACGCUCGUGAAAAUCGAGCUCCCGAGCGCCGCGCUUUUGUCCGCGCUCGUGCAGAGCAUGGUGGAUGCAAUCUUCUUCCAGGGUGACCUCCGAGAAACUUGGGGAGCCGAGGCGCUCAAGUGGGCCAUGGAGUGCACCUCGAGACACCUUUCGUGUCGGUCCCACCAAAUCUACCGAGCGUUGCGGCCCCGUGUGACGAACGACGCUUGUGUCUCGCUUCUCUGGUGCCUCCAUCGUUGCCUAGCGAAUCCCGUACCUUCGGUUUUGGGGUUUGUUAUGGAGAUCCUUUUGACAUUGCAAGUGAUGGUCGAAAAUAUGGAGCCUGAAAAGGUGAUAUUAUACCCCCAGCUUUUCUGGGGUUGUGUCGCUAUGAUGCACACCGAUUUUGUCCACGUGUACUGUCAGGUACUCGAGCUCUUUUCUCGUGUUAUUGACCGUUUAUCGUUUCGUGACAAAACAACCGAAAACGUUCUCCUCUCGAGCAUGCCACGAGACGAGCUCGAUCAUAGUGUUGCUGACACCGACUUCCAGAGACUCGAGCCACAGAACCCUGGUGUAACCUCACCAUCGAGCGGGAAAGUCCCGGCUUUCGAAGGGGUCCAGCCGCUCGUACUUAAAGGACUCAUGUCAACCGUGAGCCACGGCGUGUCAAUCGAGGUUCUUUCACGGAUAACGGUUCACUCGUGUGAUUCCAUCUUUGGGUACCCAGAAACGAGACUUUUAAUGCACAUCAUCGGCUUGCUUCCGUGGCUCUGCUUACAGCUCAACCACGAACCCGUUGUCGGCCAAUCUUCACACCAAAAGGCUUGUGGUGUUUCAACCAAUCUAGCCAUCUGGUGUCGAGCCAGAUCAUUAGACGAGCUAGCCGCGGUUUUCGUGGCCUAUUCACAGGGCGAUAUCAAGACGAUCCACAACCUUCUUGCCUGCGUCUCGCCAUUAUUAUGCAACGAGUGGCUACCGAAACACUCGGCGCUCGCAUUCGGACAUCUUCUCAAGCUUCUCGAGCGUGGGCCCGUCGAGUAUCAACGAGUAAUCCUCUUAAUGAUGAAGGCAUUACUUCAACAUACUUCCAUGGAUGCUGCACAGAGUCCGCAUAUGUACGCAAUCGUUUCCCAACUAGUCGAAAGCACGCUCUGUUGGGAGGCACUUAGCGUACUCGAAGCCCUUUUGCAGAGCUGCAGCUCGCUAAGCGGGACCCACAACCACGAUCCGUCAUCGUAUGAAAACGGGCUCGGUGGGACCGAGGACAAGGUGCUGUUUCCUCAAUCAUCAUUCAAGGCUCGCAGUGGACCGCUACAGCAGGCCAUGGGUCUGGGGUUCGGACCAGGGUCUAUGCUGGCUGCACAGGUUAGCCUCUCGGAGUCGGGUGUUUCGCCUCGUGAGUUAGCGUUGCAGAACACGCGAUUAAUCCUCGGUCGGGUUCUCGAAAAUUGUGCACUUGGGAGGAGAAGGGAUUAUAGAAGAUUGGUACCUUUUGUGACAACCAUUGGCAACCCUUGAAUCUUUUCAAGCUAUAUCCAGUUUUUCUUUAGCUGUGUACAUUGGUGGAUUGAAUCUUGGCUGAAUGUUGUAUAUGAUUGAACUAGAAUUAGUGAUUGAUUAGCAUGUAAAAUGCCCAU
This is a messenger RNA of Cynara cardunculus var. scolymus (artichoke), 6789 nucleotides long. RefSeq names its product protein furry homolog-like. The transcript is spliced from 18 exons. Gene Ontology annotation, biological process: cell morphogenesis. NCBI's taxonomy places the organism in Eukaryota, Viridiplantae, Streptophyta, Magnoliopsida, Asterales, Asteraceae. The coding region runs from base 218 to 6670 and encodes 2150 amino acids. Gene Ontology annotation, cellular component: site of polarized growth; cell cortex. The record is from RefSeq and is a predicted model, not a curated record.